Molecule: messenger RNA, 840 nt
Organism: Fusarium vanettenii 77-13-4
Lineage: Eukaryota; Fungi; Ascomycota; Sordariomycetes; Hypocreales; Nectriaceae
Exons: 2
Coding region: 1-840 (279 amino acids)
Source: RefSeq, a predicted model, not a curated record
AUGUCCGGCAACGUCCCCCACAUCUUCAUCGCCAUGGACGCCUCUCGCCAACCUUCGUCGGGGUGCCUUUGGGAUGUGAUCUACAUCGCCGCCUGUGAAAUGGCUGGUGUUGAGAUCCACAAACACACCUUUUUUGAGUAUCGCGCAAUGGUUACUCAAGACCGAACACAUAGCAGCCUCAAGGCCAUGGUGGGCCAAGUUACCGAUCACAGCAUGUGGAAGGCUCUCCAGCGACGAGAGAGCGAUGGUGUUGACCUCGUGACGAUCCCUCUACUCAAGGAGCUGUUCCCUCGACUCCUGGCAAAAGUUCCGGCUCUGGUAGCAAACAUGGAAGAUGCAGUCUCCAAGGGGUACAGCCCCCUUUACGCCAUCACUUCCCACUUCAGUAGCCUAACGGUGGCUACGAAGACCAAGCGCCAGGCCACAGAGGCACCUCCCACAAAGGUGCCUCCGGCGAAGAAGCAGUUGUCGACCUGCCAGAGCACUCACCUGCAAUCCGACAAACACCAUGCUUCAAUCAAUAAAGGGAAUGCGACAAAAAAGGGAAUGCUCAAGAGCAAGUACCAAGCCUUUAUGGGCUCGUAUACCGUUCAGCGCAUACUUGCCAAUCGGGGAAAGUGUCCUGUCACGCCGGAAGCAGCCAAAGCACUUCCCAGAAUCGAUCGAAUCGUUGGCUGGCACGAUGCCAGUGAGGGCAGACGACUAAGCACCGACCUCUGCCAGUUUGUCGUAUUUCGGUCGAAGACUGCGUCCUUUGGUCGACCGGAGUCAUAUACGUAUGGAAGGGGGCUACGGAUGGUAAUUGUACAUGAAUGGGAAGCCCGGUCCUUGAUAGGUUAA